Messenger RNA from Lycium ferocissimum, 807 nucleotides. RefSeq lists its product as uncharacterized. Lineage: Eukaryota; Viridiplantae; Streptophyta; Magnoliopsida; Solanales; Solanaceae. The record is from RefSeq and is a predicted model, not a curated record. The transcript is spliced from 4 exons. The coding region runs from base 1 to 807 and encodes 268 amino acids.
AUGAAUCAAGACGGGAGUUCAAGAAAAAGCAAGAGAGUUAAGAACUCAAACUUCAUUCCACCUGGAUCAGUUGCAUCUUUGCUAAGCCAAAGGGUUUUGAAUCACAAGCACAAGCAAAACUCAAAAUACAUUCCAGAACCUCAUGUUAAUAAGUCAAAUGAAAAGGAUUACAAGCACAAGCAGAACUCAAACUACAUUCUAGGCCGGAUGCGAAGUGGAACAAGUGCGGCAAGCCCUUCCACUCAAAAAAGAAAAAGAGGUGGAACACAAAUGCAAAGUGUACAUGGACGGAGUGAGCGCAAACUGAUCGUGCUAAAUGAGUUACACCAACCCAUUGGUCCUACUGAAGCAAUUGUGAAAGAGUUGGGUAGCUUCCUCGGCACAUUGGCAAGGAAUGGGACCUUCUGUCCUCUGAAUGUGUUUAAAUGGAAGAAAUUGAAGACACAUGAUGAUAUGUGGAACUAUACCAUGGAGAAAUAUGACAUUCCUAAAGUUGCGAAAGAAUGGGCUUUGCGAACAAUUCAACUUGCUUGGAGAAAGUAUAAGAAUGGGUUGAAGAAGAAACACUACUAUCGCUAUGCCAAUGACGAAAUUCGAAUGGCAAAAAGGCCUAAAGAAGUUUCAGAAUCUCAAUUUAAGGCUCUCCUCGAAUAUUGGAACUCCGAUGCGGCUCAAGUGUCGAAAAUGAAGAAAGGGAAGGAGACAAUGAACACGUUGAUCUUACUUGAGAAGAUCUUUUAUGAAGCUUGUACAUGUUCUAACAAUCUUUUUGCUAUCGAACAUGUUGAAACUUAUCCUAAAUCUUGA